AUGGUAGUCCAAGGCGAUGUUCCAAAACGUGAAAUGGUGAAACUUCCAAAAGCAACUAAUAAUACACCCUCAACAGUUUCAUCAAAUAAUCAACAACGAGAUAUUCCUGGUAAUUCAACAAAGAAAAAACUGAAUAAUAAUCAAACUGCAUCACAUUAUAAAGCAACAACUGGUUCGAGUCAACCAUCACAAACAAACGUGUUAAAUAAGCAACCUGUAGAAAAACUGAGGCAACGAGAACCACCAUCUGAUCGAUCUAAUGCAAAUCAACAACGAAAACGAAAGCAACUACCACAACCUAAACCUAUUGAUGCCGACGAAGAUUUUUUCUAA
Rotaria sp. Silwood1 is the source of this 333-nucleotide messenger RNA. NCBI's taxonomy places the organism in Eukaryota, Metazoa, Rotifera, Eurotatoria, Philodinida, Philodinidae. The record is from the annotation of a GenBank genome assembly.